Trichechus manatus latirostris (Florida manatee) is the source of this 663-nucleotide messenger RNA. RefSeq names its product leukemia inhibitory factor-like. Gene Ontology annotation, molecular function: leukemia inhibitory factor receptor binding; growth factor activity; cytokine activity. The record is from RefSeq and is a predicted model, not a curated record. Gene Ontology annotation, biological process: immune response; positive regulation of cell population proliferation; leukemia inhibitory factor signaling pathway. The transcript has 6 exons. Gene Ontology annotation, cellular component: extracellular region. NCBI's taxonomy places the organism in Eukaryota, Metazoa, Chordata, Mammalia, Sirenia, Trichechidae. The coding region runs from base 1 to 663 and encodes 220 amino acids.
AUGGUUUACCCAGCUUGCCGCAUUCUCUGCUUCCUGCAGGAAGACCAGAGUCGCCUCCCCUUCCCCCAGCGGCCCCCAGACCCCUCCCCAACCCCACAGCGAAGCAGCUGCCACGGGCUCUUCCGAGCAGGAGUGGCCGUGGACGGCAGGGUUGUCACCCUGAUGGGGGAGGAGUGUCCUGUCCAUGUGUUCACAGCUGGCCGGGCAGGCCUGACCCCAGUGGAUGGGCCGGACGACCCCGGGGCACAGGGGUACACGGCCCAGGGCGAGCCGUUCACCAAAUACGUGGACAGGCUGUGCCGCAAAGACUUGAUGAGCUUCCCACCCUUCCACGCCAACAGUACUGAGAAGGACAAGCUGGUGGAGCUGUAUCGCGUCAUGGCCUACUUUCACCUCUCCCUGCAUGACGUCAUGAAGUGCCAGAAGACCCUCAACCCCAAAGAUCAGAACCUCCACAGCAAGCUUAACUCCACGGCGGACACCUUUCGGGGGCUUCUCAGCAAUGUGCUCUGUCGCCUGUGCGACAACUACAACGUGAGACUGACCGACAUGAUCAACGGCCUCAACACCUCGGAGGAGGACGUCUUCCAGAAGAAGAGGCUGGGCUGUCAGCUCCUGUUUAAAUACAAGCAGGUCAUCGCCGAGCUGGCCCAGGCCUUCUAG